CUCGAGGACAGAUAUAGAUCAAUCAUCUCUCUGUCCAGCUGUCUGAUCUUUACACAAAGUGCACAUUCAGAGGAAACUGACAAAAAAUCCAGCUUAGAGACUUUUGAUCUUUGCACCAUGACUGUAGAGAGCAGGCCAGAGGGCUUUAGUGAGCCUCAGCCACUGCAUGCUGAAAAUGACCCAAAGCCUCAACCUGCAGCCAAGUGCUGCUCCCCCAACCUGAAGAUGUUCAUUUGUGUGCUUGCCUUCUGCAAUUUGUCCAAAUCUAUGACUGGAAGCUAUACUAAAAGCACCAUCACACAGAUCGAACGGAGGUUUGAUAUCCCUAGUUCAAUUGUCGGCAUCAUUGAUGGCAGCUUUGAAAUGGGUAACCUGCUGGUCAUUACUGUGGUGAGUUACUUUGGUGCAAAGUUCCACCGUCCCAGGAUCAUUGGAGCUGGAGUGCUGCUGAUGGCUAUGGGCACUCUCCUAAUGGCUCUGCCCCACUUCCUCAUGGGCCGGUAUGAGUAUGAGAGUGUUGCCUCCCCUGUUAAUGAUGCUGGUAAUUUCACCGUGACCUCCCCUUGCACAGCUGGCAGCCAGAACAUCGCUCAGCAGCUCACUGCAGGAUGUGACAAAGGAGAGGAACAGGGUUCUCUUAUGUGGCUUGUUCUGCUGCUGGGGAACAGUAUCCGUGGUAUCGGUGAGGCCACUGUGGGCCCUCUCGGAAUGGCCUUCAUUGAUGAUUAUGCCAGGCCAGAGAACUCUGCCUUUUACAUUGGAUGCCUCUACACCAUCUCAGUGAUUGGUCCAUUGUUUGGCUACUCGCUCGGCUCGUAUUGUGCAAACCUCUAUGUGGACAUUGGUUUUGUAGACAAGGAGAGUGUGCUCAUCACUCCGCAGGACUCCCGCUGGGUCGGGGCCUGGUGGUUGGGUUAUUUAGUGGCCGGAGCUCUGUCUGUGCUGAGCGCAGUGCCCUUCUGGUUCCUGCCCAGUGCUCUGCCUGAAGUUCCUCAGCCUGCCGAGCCGGAUGCCAGCUCAGGGCAGCCGGUGCACACCUGCCCAGAGCAAACCAUGGUCAGCCUUGCAGAAAUAGCCAAGGAUUUUGUGCCGUCACUGAAGCGUUUGCUCUCCAAUAAGAUCUACGUCCUCUACUUGAUCUUCAAUGCCUUGAUCUUCAACGGCUUCGUCAUCAUUGUGACAUACACACCCAAAUACUUCGAACAGCAGUUUGGACAAAGUGCAUCCAGGGCCAAUUUCCUUUUCGGUAUAACCUCUAUCCCAGCAAUGUGUCUGGGUAUUUUCCUGAGUGGAGUGAUAAUGAAGAGGUUUAAUCUGGAUCAGCUGGGAGCUGCCAAGAUGGGUUUUGUGACCUACAUUGCUGGAUUUCUCUGCACUGUGCCUUACUUCGUCCUCAGUUGCCCCAACAUGGAUGUGGCCGGGAUCACUGUGCCCUACCAAAGAUCUGCACUUGCAGGAGAUGUGGAUGUCAGUUUGCUGUCAUCGUGCAAUGCAGGCUGUGGCUGUUCUCUGAACCAGUGGGAUCCAGUGUGUGGUCAGAAUGGAGUGACCUAUGUUUCAGCCUGCCAUGCCGGCUGCAACUCCACUCAUGGUUCAGGCAUGAACACAAACUUCCAUGACUGCAGGUGUGUUCAGAACUGGGGAGUGAGUGAAGUAAACUCCACAGCCGUGUUGGGACAGUGUCCUAGACAAAGCAGCUGCUCCACAGUGUUCUACAUCUUCCUGGCCCUGCAGUCUCUCAGCUUCUUUCUCUUGUGCCUGGGCAGUGUGCCUCUCUUCCUGAUCUGCCUGAGGACUGUAGAGCCUGAGCUGAAGUCACUGUCUGCAGGGAUGUUCAUGCUGGUUCUCAGACUGAUGGGAGGUAUCCCAGCACCCAUCUACUUUGGGGCUCUGAUUGAUUCCACCUGCUUGAAGUGGGGGAGCAGGAAGUGUGGAGGGAGAGGGGCGUGUAGGAUGUAUGACACACAGACUUUCAGGUUUCUGUUAUUGGGCCUGACCAGUGCUCUGCGGGUGUGUGGCUAUGUGUUCUUCUGGAUCACUGUCGUUCAGAUUAAGAAAAAGCUGCAGAAAGACCAGCAGGCCGCUGCAAACCUGGAGCUCCAGAAGCCUGUAGGGGGCGCUGCUGAAGCUCUACUGAAAGAGGACAUAGAGCAGCAGGAUGACCUGAAGCACCUAAAAGAAACAGUGUGAUCUGUUUUAAAGCUGAGACAGUCUGUCAACUUUAAUAGGCCCAUAUUCUACAUCGUUCUUCUAUUUUACUUUCCCCCUGACACCCACUUGUAACAUUUGUGUAGUUUUAUGUACUAAAAUCAUCCACAACCCAGUUUUUCAACUUCUCUUUAUCCCUUAAAAUUAAACGGGCUGUUUUUGUUACUGUU
Messenger RNA from Pygocentrus nattereri (red-bellied piranha), 2378 nucleotides. Its product is annotated as solute carrier organic anion transporter family member 1C1-like. Lineage: Eukaryota; Metazoa; Chordata; Actinopteri; Characiformes; Serrasalmidae. Gene Ontology annotation, biological process: transmembrane transport; sodium-independent organic anion transport. The record is from RefSeq and is a predicted model, not a curated record. Gene Ontology annotation, cellular component: membrane. Gene Ontology annotation, molecular function: protein binding. The transcript is spliced from 15 exons. The coding region runs from base 118 to 2190 and encodes 690 amino acids.